This is a messenger RNA of Lipotes vexillifer (Yangtze River dolphin), 1425 nucleotides long. RefSeq names its product carboxypeptidase vitellogenic like (gene CPVL). The record is from RefSeq and is a predicted model, not a curated record. The coding region runs from base 4 to 1425 and encodes 473 amino acids. Lineage: Eukaryota; Metazoa; Chordata; Mammalia; Artiodactyla; Lipotidae. Gene Ontology annotation, biological process: proteolysis. The transcript has 12 exons. Gene Ontology annotation, molecular function: serine-type carboxypeptidase activity.
ACCAUGUGGAAGGCGCUUGCUUUGCUGGCCCUGUUGGUGCUCAGCCCUGGUGGUGAUGGGCUGUUUCGCUCCUUAUACAGAAACGCCCAUGUUUCCACACCACAUAAGGGAGAUCCAGGACAGCCAUUAUUUCUAACUCCUUAUAUUGAAGCAGGGAAGUUUGCAGAAGGGAGACGGUUGAGCUCAGUGGCUCCUUUCCCAGGAUGGAAUUUGACAAGUUAUUCCGGCUACAUCACUGUGAAUAAGACUUACAACAGCAGCCUUUUCUUCUGGUUCUUUCCAGCUCAGAUAGAGCCGUGGAAUGCUCCAGUCGUCCUCUGGCUGCAGGGCGGGCCGGGAGGCUCAUCCAUGUUUGGACUCUUUGUGGAACACGGACCUUAUAUUGUCACAAGAAACACGACCGUGCGUGCCAGAGACUUUCCUUGGACCACUGUAUUUUCCAUGCUCUACAUUGAUAAUCCAGUGGGCACAGGCUUCAGUUUUACUGAACAUCUCCAGGGAUAUGCAGUGGAUGAGGACGAUGUGGCACGAGACUUAUACAGUGCACUUACUCAGUUUUUCCAGUUGUUCUCUGACUAUAAAGACAAUGACUUUUAUGCCACUGGGGAGUCUUACGCGGGGAAAUAUGUGCCAGCCAUCGCCCACUACAUCCACAUGCUCAACCCCGUGAUGACCAUGAAGAUGAACCUGAAGGGAAUUGCUCUUGGAGACGCGUAUUCUGAUCCCGAGUCAAUCAUACAGGGCUAUGCACCAUUCCUGUUCCAAAUUGGCUUGUUGGAUGAGAAGCAGAGAAAGUACUUCCAGAAGCAGUGCGAUGAGUGCGUGAAAUACAUCCAGGAGGAGAAGUGGUCUCAGGCCUUUGAAUUACUGGAUAAACUACUAGAUGGUGACUUAAUAAGCGAGCCUUCCUACUUCCAGAACGUUACAGGAUGUUCUAAUUACUACAACCUUUUACAGUGCACGGAACCUGAGGACCAAAGUUACUACAGGAAAUUUUUGUCCCUCCCACAAGUGAGACAAGCCAUCCACGUGGGAAACCAGACUUUUAGUGAUGGAUCCGAAGUUGAAAAGUACUUGCGAGAAGAUACAGUAAAGUCAGUGAAACCAUGGUUAACUGAAAUCAUGAACAAUUAUAAGGUUCUAAUCUACAAUGGCCAACUGGACAUCAUCGUGGCAGCUCCCCUGACAGAGCGCUCCUUGAUGGCCAUGAACUGGAAAGGAUACCAGGAUUAUAAGAAGGCAGAAAGAAAAGUUUGGAAGGUCCUUAAAUCUGAUCCUGAAGUGGCUGGUUAUGUACGGCAAGUGGAUAGCUUCUGUCAGGUAAUUGUUCGAGGUGGAGGCCACAUUUUGCCCUAUGAUCAGCCUUUGAGAUCUUUUGACAUGAUUAAUCGAUUCAUUUUUGAAAGAGGAUGGGAUCCUUAUUGA